Messenger RNA from Oryzias latipes (Japanese medaka), 4027 nucleotides. RefSeq names its product POP1 homolog, ribonuclease P/MRP subunit (gene pop1). The record is from RefSeq and is a predicted model, not a curated record. NCBI's taxonomy places the organism in Eukaryota, Metazoa, Chordata, Actinopteri, Beloniformes, Adrianichthyidae. Gene Ontology annotation, cellular component: nucleolar ribonuclease P complex; ribonuclease MRP complex. Gene Ontology annotation, biological process: tRNA 5'-leader removal.
AAUUAUAUAUUUAUAGUGAAGCAAGAAAAAAACAACGCUAUCCUAAAAGAUAAAUUGCUAUGUCGACGUGUUUUCUCCUGACUCGCUAGUCUUUUCGGCAACUGAACUACAAAUUCCAAGAGUACCACGAACCCGGAAGCAAAUCGACGUAAGCUGACAUUAAUUAAACCCAUGUGGUUGUUAGCUGUAGCGACAACAUUGAACUGCAUCCGACUUAAUUUUGUGAUAGACAUUUUUGAUUUACCUCUUUUUUAUACAUAAGUUACGUUUGAAUCAGUCUGCUAGAUCCAAGUUUGGGAGAAAAAACUUCAGAUUCAGUGUGAGCUAACGUAGCUAGCUGGCUUAUUAUUUGGACUUUUUCGGGAUUUCUUCUUUUUAUUUAUGUUUUGUGGCGGUUAAGACUAGAGAAAAUGUCUGCUUCCAAGGUGAAGAUGAGGGACAGGAAGAUGAAGAACCAGCCUGCCAGCGUGCAGUAUUCGUCUCCUUCCGCCGCGGCGGGUAGCAGCAGCCAGAACGGACGACAAGAAGCGAAGGACUCCGGAUGGCAGAGGAACCCUCCUCCCAGGACUGGAUGGGUUCGUGGAAAUCAGAGAGAUGGAGGAGGAGGUUACAUGAAGGAGAUGCCCAAAUACAUCACCGCUGGAGCGUUUGCCAGGAGCAGGGCUGCAGAGGUGAAGGCCAUGCUGAAAGCAGUGACCAAGAGAACGGGCAGCAACCAUGUCUUCCAGGCUCUGCCCAAACACAUGAGGAGACGCGCCAUGAGCCACAACACCAAGAGGCUUCCCCGCAGGCUGAGAGAUGUGGCGAGCAAAAUGCGGGAAAAGAGCCUCCAGGCCGGCUCGAAGAAGAAGAAGGAGCUACCAAAGAGUAAAAGCCGCAAAGCUCGCCGGCGCCACGGCAACCUGUUGCUGGAGUUCAAUCGCCGCCAGCGCAAGAACAUUUGGUUAGAGACGCACAUUUGGCACGCCAAGCGUUUCCACAUGGUAAAGAAGUGGGGUUACCGUCUCGGGGACAGACCAACGUGCAAGUGCUACCGGCCGUGCUAUAGAGCAAUGAGCAGCCACUGCCUGCUGCUGGACAUUUCUUAUUACUGCUGCAUUGAGCUGCAGGGAGAGGAGGACACGCUGUUGACUGCUCUGUCACAGCUGACCAGCAAGGAGACGGGCCCUACCUUUGCUGCAGCUCUGUGCCUGUCUGGGUGCAGACAGGGCAGCGUUACGGUGUACAGAGCGGGGCAGUACCCCUCACACCCUCUGGGCCCCGUCACAUUUCUUUGGAGACCUCGAGCAGAAGGCUCAGCCAGCAGGCAGCUGUGGAUCUGGGCGCAUCCCGCUCUGAAGCAGGAUCUUCUCCCAGAGUUGCAAAGAGUGUGUGAGUGCUUUGAGGCGGUGGUGCCCCCGGUUAUCCCAGUGGCCACACCUGCAGAGUCUGCUUCCACCCUGGAGUCUGAGCCAAAGCCUGAGGUCUCCCCUAAAGCCAAGGUGACACCUGGAGGAAAGAGGAAACGGAGCCGUGUGGACGCAGGUGGACCUCCUGCUAAGAAGAUCUUGGGAGACGGAACCAGAUCACCCGACACUCCAGUCACCUGGAAGUCCAGCUCAACUGGAAUCGUAAUAAACGAUCUCACGAUGGAGAUGGUACGCUACCGCCUGGUCGGACCUCAGUCUCAUUCUGUGCUAACAGAAAGCUUGGAGGCAGCCACAGACUGUGAUGAGGCGGGUCAGUCCCAGGCUUCUUCUCUGUGGUGGCCUCAGCACUGUAGAGAUGAGAGGAAGAUGAAUCUGCAUCAACAACAAGCAGAGGUCUUUAAGACACUGAAAGGCAUCUAUUCAUCUGGAGAGGUGCCCCCUGGCACGGUGCUGGGUCUGACUGUGGAUGACCCCAGAUUGACUUUACCGGCAAAGAAGGUUAAAGCAAUGCCCAGUGUAAACCAGAGUCAAGAGGCAGACGAGGAGAAGAGACGGCAGCUGAUGUUACGAGGCGUCCCGCAGCUCUGCAGCCAGAGCUGCUUGUGGGAACAGUCUGUGCGAGACAAUGUCACCGAAAACAAGAUCUCUGAGCAGGAGCUGAACCGCAUGAGGAGUGAGCUGCUGAUUCCAGGCUCCAGGCUGAGCCCCACUCCACUGCAGGGCCGAAUCCCCAUCCUCCUGGUUCAUCAGCCGGGCAAACAAGUGGGAAAUGACAUGAGCUCCUGGGGGGCCGGCUGGGACCUGCUGCUUCCUAAAGGCUGGGGUAUGGCCUUCUGGGUCCCGCUGGUGUAUCGAGGAGUUCGCAUAGCUGGACUUCAUAUGAGUCUGAAACGAUCCCAAAAUCAAGGCGCUCCCCACUUCCCCCAUGAUUAUCCGGACUGUCCUGCAGGCGUUCGAUUUCAGGAGGAGCAGGAAGCUGAGCUCCUGGACAAAUUCAAAAGGCGUCCACCCGCCAAAAGAACCAAUUACAUUAAACAUGGCUGUCUGGCUCCUUUCCGUUGCCCGUGGCAACAGCUGGUGGAGGAGUGGGAGCUCCUCACGAGGCAACGAGGAGACGGGCUGGCCAGAAGCACAACCAAGCCGAAGGAGGAGGAGAUGACGCCACAGCCGGAUCACACCGGGACCAAACCUCAGAGCGUAUUCACCGUCAUCAGGAGCAGGAAGUCUCUGAGGCUUCUGUCUGCUUGGUGCAGACUGCCCACAUCUAGAGGUCAGAGGCCAGGCCGCGGCGGGGGGGCGCCCCCUCUCCAGCAGUCUGCGGCUGACGCGUUUCUGGCCUCACACAGAAUGAGCGUGGCGUGGGUGCGCCUGUCCUUGCUGUCCAAAGGCAAACCCGAGCUCCACGCCAUGGUGUGCGCGCCAACUCCAGAAGACCUGAAGCUGCUGGGCAAAAGGGACGCCGGAACCUGCCCCCAGGAGCCCCCCCACAGAGACGACUUCAAAAGUAAAACGAAACGCAGGAAGAAGGGCUCGAAGAAGGGCGCUGGACCCCUUCAGUCAUCUGAUUAUCCCGGAACCGAAGCAUCAGAACCUUUUGUUUACGCAGAACCAGACCUUGUGUUGGGGGUGUGGCCUGAUCCUCUCCCGAGUAUCACCUCUCACUGCUCGCGGGUGACCCUCGGCUGGAUCACUGAGGGGGACUUCUCUCUGUCUGCGGGCUGUGGCGAGGCUCUGGGCUUCGUCAGCGUCGGCGGGCUGCUGAACACCCUCCUCAGCCAGCCGGAGGAACACAGGGGAAAGGUGCUGCUGCGUAACCCCUCCUCCCUGCAUUACCGCUUCGCUCAGAUCAACAUUGAGGUGUGAUUGAAGAAGCCUCUGUAAUGCUUCUGCUGCACGAGGCUAAUGACUCAUCGAAACCUAAAGGUGUGUGGAGCAUCCGAUGAAAACCAUCAACAGUUGCUUGUUUUUGCAGCUUCGUUGUCUUAAGUGCCUUUAGAGAAAGGGACACUCCAAAGGAAGAUGAAAAGUUAAAGACCUCACUACUGGAUUCCUUCGUUAUAUUUUGACAGAACUGGUUUCACACAUCUCCCUGUCGAAGUCUGAUGGUGUGCUGACACGGCUUUUGAAAAUCCACAGCAACACUCGUGCAUUCUGAACAGUUUGACCUAAAGAAUGAAGAGGGCUCGAACACACGCACGCUCUGGCUAACAGAUACUUAAACAUCCAGUUUGGGUUUCCACAUAUCUCCUAAUGUGUAGGUGGCAGAUCAAAGUUUGUUGCUUGGCAACUCUUCCCUGUGAUAGCAGUUUAGUUGUGCGUGUGUGUUUAUGGAGAGGUUUAUCUGAGGUAAAGAGGAUCAGGUUGCAGGCCUGUGCCAUUCAAAUGACUUUUCUUCCGUUUGACUAAACGCGUGAAAUUAUUACUGCUGGCAACUACAUUUCUCUACAAGGACAAUUGCAGCUCAGCCUGACAUUACCGCAUCGUCUUUUUCACUCUGGGUCUACCAAUAGGGGGCAGUAGUGCACCUGUUUUGCUGCAGGAUGAGAUCUUCAAUUUAUUUUCUGAAAACUUCCUCUGUUAAAAUGCUCAUUAAACAAAAUAAAAGAUGCAACUAUUGA